UGGGGGCGAGGUGAUCGAGGUCGAGGUCUCUCCGUUAAAAAAGAAACUGGCCUUAUCAUCAUAUGAAAAACGAAUGAUUCACAAAGCCCCAAUAAGUCCACCUACGCACUCGUCAUCCAUCCCUCAUUUAUUAUUACAGAGUGAGGAAAGCAGAUAGCUAGCUAGCUCCCUAUUAAUUCAUUCCCUCAAUAUCACUAUUCUUCCUCCUCCUCCCUUCUUUCUUCUUCUGCAUAGCCUAUUAAUUUUGUCUCUUAAAUUAUUUUGCAGGUCGUAAUUAGACUAGAGACAUCUAUUUAGACGCACAGCCUCAUAUGGCGUUUGAACAUGAAACCACAGCUACUACCCUUCUCUACUCUUCGUCAGUACUUAUGCAGGAAGAUGACGAUGAUCAGGAGUAUUGCAGCAGUAGUGAUCCACCAAUUGCUAAUCACUGUCGUCAUCGCGAUCAUCACCAGCAUCAUCAUCAGCAGCAGCAGUUGCUGGCAGGUUUGUACGAGUAUGAUAAUGAUCAUCGUCACCUUCCUGAUCACCCCCACAUGUCCAGGCUAUCAAUCUGCAGUAACAGCAGUACUACAAAUAAUCCCAUGUAUUCUAAUGGUGAUUUGAUCUGCCAAGACGACCAAGACGAAGAAGACGACGACGACAAUAAGACUGUGGGGAUGUGCAUGUCCAUGCUGUCCAUCGAAAGCUUUGAUGCUGAUGACGAGGAAUGCUCUGAUGAAAAAGAGGGUGAUAUUAAUAUUAAUGAGGGACUAGUUUUGUGGGACUCCGACGAUGAAUUACAAGUGGGCUUUUGCUCCUUGCCGGCGACGCCUCCACGACGAAGGCCAAUAACCAGGGGAAGAGAAGGUAGCGGAGGAGGAGGAGGAUACGUUAUUAAUUCGCAGCAGGUCAAAAAGGAGUAUGGCAGCGAGAACGAAGGUGAUCAUCAGAAGUUGGGUGUUCUUCUCGGACAACAGGACGCAACUGCUAGGAAGAGGAGGAGGAGGAGGAGGAGGAUCACGAGUGAAGGAUGGGGCGUAGGAGGAGCUCAUUUCAUCAUUAAUAACAGUGGCGCUACUAGUACUUUUACAACUGCUAGUUAUAAGGAGAAGAACGUGCAUGGACGGCUGGAUGAGAAAGAGAAAGAGGAAGAGGAUGAAGAUGAUGAUAAAAUGGAGAUAGGCAGUGGUGGUAGGAAUAUGAUUAGUAAUGGGUGCAUGAUGAGCAACAAGGAGGAGGAUAACAAGGGCAGCAGCUGCUUUACUACUACUACUACUACUACUACUACUGGGACAGGGGAAGAGAGUACUGAAGGGGGUGGGGGAUUGGUGGUGAUAACCAGGCCUAAGGGAGGGAGGAGGUGUCUGUGCAUGGACUUGGAGGAAGUGAAGGCCUGCAAGGAUCUUGGGUUUGAGUUGGAACACGAGCCCAUUGCUCGGUUUCCCACCGACCAAUAUCCUAGUCCCACUUCUGUCUCUGCCUCUGCUUCCCCAAUCCACCAGCAGCAGCAUCUGGAGUACUACCCCAACACCAGCAGUGGCGCCAAUUCUCCAAUCCUCUCUUGGCGCAUGAUCUCCAGCCCUGGUGACGAUCCACGAGAUGUCAAGGCACGGCUGAAGGUAUGGGCGCAGGCAGUGGCCCUUGCAUCGACUUCUCGCCAAACCACCUAGAGGAGGAUUGAUUUACAUUUGAAGAUUAAGAGAACUUUUUUUCUGUUCUUUUCGUAUAUAAUUUGGGAAAAAGAAAAAAAAAAAAGGUUCCUCUUCUGCAUUUACGUUUCUUGCCCUUGUAAAUGUAUGGAUAUGAUAGGCAGUAAGGAGACGUGCUUGGUGUAAACUUGUAAGACUGUUAAGAGUUCAUUUUGGGAAUGAUUUUUGAGGGGUUCAGCAUUCAA
Molecule: messenger RNA, 1876 nt
Organism: Malania oleifera
Lineage: Eukaryota; Viridiplantae; Streptophyta; Magnoliopsida; Santalales; Ximeniaceae
Exons: 3
Coding region: 312-1652 (446 amino acids)
Source: RefSeq, a predicted model, not a curated record